Molecule: messenger RNA, 1371 nt
Organism: Musa acuminata subsp. malaccensis (wild Malaysian banana)
Lineage: Eukaryota; Viridiplantae; Streptophyta; Magnoliopsida; Zingiberales; Musaceae
Product: putative hydrolase C777.06c
Source: RefSeq, a predicted model, not a curated record
UAAAAAUAACGGUCCUAUCGCCGUUUACCUUCCCUUGACCUUUACUCUCCUUGCGCCCCCUCUUCUUUUCGUCUUUCCCCCAGAGAAAGAAUGGGAUCUCCGGACGGCUCCGAGAACGGAAGCUUUCGCGAAAAGGGGGGCGAGGGAUCCAUUGUCAUCAAUGGCGGUCGCUCUUCUUCUCUAAUCUUUCUCGGCACCGGAUGCUCGAGCUGUGUCCCCAACGCCAGGUGCCUGAUCCAGCCCACCGAUCCUCCCUGUGCCGUCUGCACCCAGUCCCUCUCCGUUCCCCCCGAGCGCAACCCUAACUACAGAUGCAACACUUCGCUUUUGAUUGAUUAUUGCCAGGAUGAUGGUGUCCACAAAUAUAUCUUGAUUGAUGUUGGAAAGACCUUUAGAGAGCAAGUUUUGCGGUGGUUCAUCCAUCACAAGGUUCCUCAAGUAGAUUCUAUAGUUUUGACUCAUGAACAUGCGGAUGCAGUUCUUGGUCUUGAUGAUAUUCGGGUGGUACAACCAUUCAGUGCUACAAAUGAUAUUGCUCCAACUCCAGUUUAUCUUUCUCAGUAUGCAAUGGACAGCCUUGCAAUAAAAUUUCCUUAUUUAAUGAAGAAGAAGUUGAAAGAAGGUGAAGAAUUAAGACGUGUUUCUCAACUUGACUGGAAAAUAAUUGAAAGCGACCCCGAAAAAACAUUUAUGGCCUCAGGCCUAGUGUUUGUCCCUUUGCCAGUAAUACAUGGUGAGGAUUAUGUCUCUCUAGGCUUCCUUUUUGGGAAAAAGUCAAGAGUUGCAUAUAUAUCUGAUGUUUCACGCUUCCCUGCUAGUACCGAGAAUGUUAUAUCAAAAUCUGGAGCAGGACAGCUGGAUCUUCUAAUCUUGGAUACACUAUUCAAGGAGAACUCACAUAACGUUCACUUUUGCUUGCCCCAGACUCUUGACGCUAUAAAGAGAAUAUGCCCCAAGCAGGCACUACUAAUUGGAAUGACACAUGAGUUUGAUCAUUACAAGGAUAACAUGCUUCUUGCAGAAUGGUCAAGACGAGAAGGGAUCCCAGUGCAGCUUGCUCAUGAUGGUUUACGAGUGUUCAUUGAUUUGUAAUUAGAUUAAAAAUAUACAACCAUUUGGAGGUGGUCUUGUUUAGUUGCCAAGCCACCCUUUAUAUGCCGUAAUCAGUUUUACAAGGAUCAGUUCUCCAUUUGUUUUCUCUCAUCAGUCGCCCACAGCGGCAGCUUACAAAGACAUGCUUGAUGGUAUAUGUUUUCUUGAUACAUUUUUCUUACAAGUAUAGUGCGGAUACCUUUUUAAGGAGUUGGACACCCACAAGACACACUUGUUUUUGAACUUCACAUGAAGAAAAAUGUCAGCAAUUAUGUGAUA